Arachis stenosperma is the source of this 3061-nucleotide messenger RNA. RefSeq names its product protein indeterminate-domain 11-like. Bases 715 to 1869 code for a protein of 384 amino acids. The record is from RefSeq and is a predicted model, not a curated record. Gene Ontology annotation, molecular function: DNA-binding transcription factor activity. The transcript has 4 exons. Lineage: Eukaryota; Viridiplantae; Streptophyta; Magnoliopsida; Fabales; Fabaceae. Gene Ontology annotation, cellular component: nucleus.
UUGGUUUGAGAGUUGAGAAAGAGAGAAGAGAGGAAAAGACAGAAAGUGCUACGUCAGAGUCCUUUGGUUGUAGGGUAGGUAGGGUUGCCUUCUCCCUUCUCUUUCUCUUCUUGGGUUUUGUGGAGAAUCCCCUUCCCUCAUCCACAUCUCUUUCUCUCUCUGAGUUUCAACAACUGGGUCUACAUUUUUGUUCAUACUUGUGUGUGUGUGGUGCAAUUACUGCGUUUUUGUUGCGUGAUUAUGAUUUUGGAAGCUUGAAGUUGCUGUACCAUAUAUAUCUGGUUUCACUACUUCAACUAGUUCUCUUUGUCAACACUUUCUUCUUUUGUUUUCCUAAAAUAAGAUAGAGAAGAAGCUAAGAAGUAAAAACAGAAAAUUGUCUCUUGGGUUGGUUCCAAAACUAAACAAUGAAGUAGCUAUAAUAAUAGCAAACUAACCAUCCAAGUUUAAUUAUAUUAUUUUGGUUCAUAUUCAUAUUUAACAAACAUUUUUCUAAUCAAGACUUCUCUUUGCUUUGCUUUACUUUGUUCUGUUCUGUUGUUUGUUUUCCAAUUUUUUCUAAUUAAGGUAAGGAGUGAGGAGUUUAGUAAUUCCUUAUCCAAGCUUAUAUACAUAGAUCCCAGAAUUAUAGAACAGCCUUAUAGGGACCGACAAGAUGUUGAAUUGAAGGGGCUCAUAUGUUACAACAACACAGGAGUAAUAACUCAAGAGAACAUGUCAAACUUCACUCCACCACCACCAACUCAAACUCAUGGCCAAGUUAAUAAGAAGAAGAGAAGCCUCCCUGGUAACCCAGACCCUGAUGCUGAAGUGAUAGCGUUGUCACCGAAGACUUUGAUGGCGACAAACAGAUUCUUAUGCGAGAUCUGUGGGAAAGGGUUUCAGAGGGAUCAGAAUCUGCAGCUGCACAGAAGAGGCCACAACUUGCCGUGGAAGCUGAAGCAGAGAACGAAGACGGAGGUGGUGAGGAAGAAGGUGUACGUGUGCCCGGAGCCAACUUGCGUGCACCACGAUCCCGGCAGAGCACUGGGAGACCUCACCGGAAUCAAGAAGCACUUCAGCAGGAAGCACGGCGAGAAGAAGUGGAAAUGCGACAAGUGCUCUAAGAAGUACGCCGUUCAAUCCGACUGGAAAGCUCACUCCAAAACCUGCGGCACUCGCGAGUACCGAUGCGACUGCGGCACCCUCUUCUCAAGGAGGGACAGUUUUAUCACGCACAGAGCGUUUUGUGAUGCGCUUGCGGAAGAAAGCGCGAGAGCUGUGACAGCUGUAUCUCAGUCUCAAUCUCAUGAAAUCCAUGGAUUCCCACUGAAGCAAGAGCAGCAAAGUAGUUUCAGCACCAUGCCACCGUGGCUUGAUUUCUCGUCAGUUACUCCAAGGUUGGAUCUGGAUGAACAAGUCCCAAAUCGAAACCCUAACCCUAGCGGUGUAAUUGGACCCACAGCGCACAUGUCAGCCACUGCGUUGCUUCAGAAAGCAGCGCAGAUGGGUGCAACCACCACCACCACCACCGUCAGCUCAUCCGCACAACACUCACAGUCACAGCUCAUCAGGACCCACCCGCAGGGUCACGUGUCUGACACUUUUGGUUUGAAUUUGUCCUCACGUGACGACCCUACUGCUUUCGCUCACCAUGGCUUCUUCCCGCCUCCUGCUUCUUCUCCGUCUCUCCUCCACCACGUCAUCAACUCUUUUGACGACGCUUUUGGCGCCAACGACGGUGGUGGCGAGGGAUUGACCAGGGAUUUCUUGGGGCUUAGGCCUCUCUCUCAUAGCGAUAUCCUCACGAUUGCUGGUAUCAGUAACUGCAUCAACUCUACUUCUUCUUCUUCCCCGCAUCAUCAUCACCAAAAGCCAUGGCAAGAUUAAAUUCAAAUGGAAGAAUUAGUUGUGAUAACAUGGUCGGUCCUUACACACUUACUUUACAUUCUCUAUUGUUUAGUCCAUGAACCUUUGUUGAGCUUAAGCCUUAAGCACAUGAAAAGAUCAUAUGGGUAAAUUAAGUUCUGUCGAUUGUUAUAUUCUUUUUCUAAAUCUUUUCCUCUUUCUAAUUUUAAGUUGACUGCAUAAACAAUAUAAUUAACCCCCUCCCCCCUUUUUGUUUGUCCUUCUGGUUAAAUUAAACCCCUUUAUUAUAUAACAUAAAAAGUAUUUAGAGUUUUCACGUGAAGAUCCAAAGAAUAAUCAAGUUGAAAUGAUAAUCCAAUUGACCAAAAAUUUAUAGGACUAUGGCUUCACCUAUAUAGAAUUUCAAAUGCAUGCAUUAUAUUCAUUAAACUGAUUAAAUGGAGUAUACGUGUUGUUGCAUUAAAUCUUAAGAAAAACGAGAGAUAUAUAUGAUUUAGUUUCUAUGUUAUAAUCUGCUAACACUUUCUUUAGAAGAUCUAUUAUAUGUUUCAGUAUAAUGCAUCGUGUUAAUAAUGUUAUUAUCCAUCAUGUGGGCCAGUCAACGAUCAAAUCUGCCGAUUUUUUUACCAUAUGGAUCGAUGAUUCGUUUCUAUCUUUUUGAACUCGUCAGUUAUAUAUGACUUCUCAUGAUAGAGAGCUUUGAAUCUUCAUGAAAAAUUUGUCCUACCUACCAUCUUUAUCUUAAUCAUUAACCUUUUUGAUUAAUCCUCUCAUUAUUAUCACGUGGACCGAUGUUGAUAGUAAAAUAUAUAUAAUUAUCUCUUAGUAUAAUAAGAUAAUGACAAGCACUAUUAUUGUUAGCAUGAUCAUUAUCAUAUAAUCACAAAGAUCAAUGAUACAAUCAUAAUAUGCAUGCUGCGACUAGUUUAUGUGUAUGGAAGGAUAUGAUAUGAUGUGUACACAUAAAAUGCAUUGGAUUCUUUAUUUUAGGGAGCAUCCGUGACUAUAUGAAAUAAUGCAUGUUAGCUUGCUAUCUGAAUUUGUUUUUCUCAUUUUUUGGAGAAUUAAAAAAAAAUUAAUAUACAUAUAUAUUAAAAAAAAAGAUGCUCGCGUUGAUCCUUUGAAUCCAUUUGCCCUAUUUUUUCUUUUAUAUAUUAUACUUUCUAACAAAAUAAAUGUUAAUUAAAAAAGGUUCCUACGAUAUUUCUUUUUC